AUGUACUUGUCUUUCCCUCACCCUUUGCCGCACCUGUUUCUCUGCGUCUUCCUUGUCCGUCUCCUUCCCGUCCGCCUCCGUUUUGCGAGCACGUCCUCAAGCAAUCUCUCUGUUGAACGCCGCCUGCACUUCGAUGGAGAAGGUCAAGAUCUAGCCCGUUCUGAACAGCCCUCCCGUGUCACUUUUCCGUCUUCGCCUUACCUAUCCAGGCGUCUUGUUAUUCUGCAAUGCAGCGGGAUGGACUGGCUUGCGCUUCCUUCGUCCCCAAUUCGAGUCGCCAGUGGUUGUGGGCACUGUACAAGCCGCCGAUUAGAGCAUCUAGGGUCCGCGUCCUUCGUCAAACGGUCUUCUUCUACCGAAGCAGGUGGUUCUUCCAUCUGGAGUUGGGAAUUCGGUACCGGUGCUUCCCGGCACCUGGCUUGCGGUCGGUACUGCCAAGGAAGCAGACGAAUCGAAAAAGCAAAAAGAGAAGAAUAA
Messenger RNA from Colletotrichum orchidophilum, 477 nucleotides. RefSeq lists its product as uncharacterized. Bases 1 to 477 code for a protein of 158 amino acids. The record is from RefSeq and is a predicted model, not a curated record. NCBI's taxonomy places the organism in Eukaryota, Fungi, Ascomycota, Sordariomycetes, Glomerellales, Glomerellaceae. The transcript has a single exon.